AUGAACAGAAACCAACCACGACCCAUACCUCGGGGUUUACCGCUACCUGUUUUGGAUGAACUGUCGAUGCUAUUCAGCCAUCAGUUUGCUCAGUCAGUUAAAACGGAUAAAGUCUAUGUGCAGCUAACGCAUGUUCCUUGGCUUCGAAAUUCAGACAGCACACCUCUUCCAUUGUUGCCUCCGCAACUCACACCGGAGACAGUAUUUCGAUCUGAGAUGGAUUUAGCCACCAAAGAGAUUCUUCUCCACUGGAGCGAGACACACCAAGGUGAAAGGAUUGAUAAUUUUCUAAUGCACUUGUUUCAAACUUCAAAUUUUCGAUCAGUAUAUGAAAUACUUAAUGCUCGAUCGGUAUACCCAUAUAAUUUAUCGGAAUUUGAGAUAUGCUUCCGGCAAGUGUGGUUUGGAUUGUACUCGUGGGAUCAAAUGUCUCCAGGGUCAGACAUUACUUGUGGAUUUCAGCAUGUUUACAUUGGUGAGAAACGCAGAAACACAGUUAAAGGUUUGCACAACUGGAUGAGAUACUAUAUACUGGAAAAAAGUGCGAAACUCGUUUUGAACCGAGUUCACAAAAAACACCCCGUUUUACCUCUGGCAUCACUACGAUUCAUUUACGAUGAAGCGGUGAAGCCAUACGGAACAAUUUUUUUCGGUCUUCCAAUUCAGUUUGAAAUUAUGAUAUUUUUCUGUGCUUUUCUUAUUGGUGGAAGUCGUGAGGUGAAUUUCCUUAUCGACGGUCAAAAAACAACAGUCAUUUCCUAUGAUGUUGCAACCCGUACCGAUGCAUUGGCUACCGCUUUUUUCAAAUAUUAA
This is a messenger RNA of Echinostoma caproni, 813 nucleotides long. NCBI's taxonomy places the organism in Eukaryota, Metazoa, Platyhelminthes, Trematoda, Plagiorchiida, Echinostomatidae. The record is from the annotation of a GenBank genome assembly.